This is a messenger RNA of Salvia splendens (bonfire salvia), 1163 nucleotides long. RefSeq names its product nucleoplasmin-like protein ANO39. The record is from RefSeq and is a predicted model, not a curated record. Bases 47 to 898 code for a protein of 283 amino acids. NCBI's taxonomy places the organism in Eukaryota, Viridiplantae, Streptophyta, Magnoliopsida, Lamiales, Lamiaceae. The transcript has 5 exons.
AAGCGCAGCUUUGCCCUAACUUUAAUUUACAGUUUGAUUUUCUACAAUGGGGAAGAAGAAAGGUGAAGAAAACCCUAAAUCCGAGGAGCCGAAAGAGGGCUUCAAUUUGCUCGGCAAGCCUAAGUUCAAGAAGCUCGAAAACGGCCGCUUCAAAUGCGUGGAGACCGGCCAUGAGCUGCCUGCCCACGCCAGAGAAGCUUACGCUGUGUCCAAGCACUGCCGGCUUGGCCUCAUUAAUGCCGCCCUCGCUCGCAGCAAACCUCCGCUCAAUAUGUUCCGACAGGACCCCCUUUCCAGUUCCAAAUUGGAGUGCAAAUUGACUGGGCUUACGAUUAAUAAAUCGGAGGAGCAUAUAUGGAAGCAUAUGAGUGGGAAACGAUUUCUCAACAUGCUAGAGAAAUUUGAGUCCGAGAAAGAAAUUCCGAGUGGGGUGGAGGGAAAUACGGAUAGUGAUAAAGAGGGAACAAAAACAAAGAAGAAGAACGAAGAUGGGAGUUUGAAGAAGGAGAAGAAUAAGAAGAAGAAGAAGAAAAAGAAGGAGAAGAAGAAGAAGAAUAAGAAUGAGGAGAAAAAUGUUGAUGAGAUUGUAAAUGAAGUGAGGGAUUCUGCAGGCAAGAGUAGUGAUACAGAAGAUGAGGAUGACUUUUGGAUGCCUCCAGAAGGAGAACGAUGGGACCAGGAUGAUGGGGGCGAUAGAUGGAGCGACGGUUCAGAAUCAGCACCAGAGGAUGAUGACGAUGAUGAUGAUGAUGAUGUUGAAGAAGAUGCUGGAGAGGAAGAGGCUGAGCACGAAGCUAGCGAACUAUCCAAUGGGACCAAGCGAAUGUCGCUUGAAACCGAUUCCGAUCCAACAUGCAGUGCCCCAAACACGAAGAAAAGGAAGAUGAAAGCUUGCUAGCAAUAGAGUGAGUAAGAUUUUAUUCAGUUUGAAAGUAGGCAGAAGGAGGAUCUUCCUCGUUUCCGUUUACUUUUUAAGGGUGGGAAAUCAGUUUUCUUUUUUAGAUACACAUGGGUGAUGUGGUUUGUUUACUUUAAAGGAAAAAAUCAAUCUUGAAAAGCUUAUAGCUAUGUUCAUUUUGAGUAGUUAAGUUAUGAAUGAUCAGUGCCUUUGAUAGAUAUAUUCAGGAUUUAAGCUAUUGGUGUUGUGACUAAAUUUAUCAUAA